AUGGCGGGUCAGACGACGGCACGAGCGACACGGGAUCGCGGCGGAUACUCGAUGCGAAACGCGGCUGAUGGCUACGACGUAUAUGAAAGCGGUCUGGUGGUGGACGACGACCUGGCAACUGACGACGGUGAUAUGGGCGAUAUUUUUGGCGACGGCGAGGACGAGGCAGCCGGUACCGUGAAAGGAGGGCUGGACGAGGUGUUUGAGCCUUGCGAGCUCGAGGCCAAAGAGAAUGACACAGACCGCAUGCAGAUGCGGGUGCCUCAGCAAGGAAGCGAACUUCUGCGCACCCCUGACCGAGGAGGAGAUCGAAAGGAGACGACGUGGUUUGUGCGGGCAGCUGACGUUAUGGUGGAGCCGAUUCUGCGGUGGCUUUUGGUGGCUGAGCCCCAGGCUGAGCAAGGACGGCUGUUCAAGCAUGCUGAUUUUGCCAAACAGAGCCGCUUCCUGGCUGCUGUGCUGUCGCUCUGCCAGACGCGCGAGUGCUAUCAACAUGAUGACAUUUGGAAGCUGUAUGCGACUUUGACGCAGCAGUUCCGCGGGUUCCUGUCGUGCCGGCCACCAGCUCACGACAAACCAUUACUCCGACGCCUGCGUGGUGAAACCAACACGCUCCGGGGAUAUCCUGAUGACGCGCUUGCGCCGCGGUGGAGAGCAUGA
Messenger RNA from Linderina pennispora, 660 nucleotides. RefSeq lists its product as uncharacterized. The record is from RefSeq and is a predicted model, not a curated record. The coding region runs from base 1 to 660 and encodes 219 amino acids. The transcript is spliced from 8 exons. Lineage: Eukaryota; Fungi; Kickxellomycota; Kickxellomycetes; Kickxellales; Kickxellaceae.